CUUAUUUGCAUCUGUGAUAAUGGGCUUAUUUCAUGUUGGUCGCCAUUUUGAAAAAAUCCUUCACGAAAACGAGGCUGUGGUGGGAGGAAUUCCGGAAGUGUCCUGCGGAGCUGCAAGAGUGGAGCACGGCGAGUCCAUUCGGCGAUACUGACAUGGCAUAUUGCUGUGUGCCAGGUUGUAAUUCCUAUAAAAGGCGAGAAACGGAUCAGCACUUGUCCUUCCAUCGGUUUCCGUGCAAUCCAGACACCCGUCGCCAGUGGAUUGUUAAAAUCAAAAGAGAUGUUGGACCCUAUUUUCAGAUCACAGACAACACAAAAGUGUGUUCCAAACACUUUUCCCAAGACUGCAUAUUAAAAUCGAUUACAGGAUUGAACAAACUAAAAACCGGCAGUGUGCCUACGUUGUUUUCAUGGUGCCAGCUCAAGACGAGGAGGACAAUAGAACGAAUCCAGAGGGACCCAAUAGCAACAGCAUCAGAGGGGGAAUCAAUCGCAACUUGUGACUUUGAUGAAGAAGAGGAAGAAGUGCAAAUUUCAAAUCUGCAUGAGAAAGAAACUUCUAAGCAGGUCUUAGGGACACUGGGUGAUCAUGACUAUCUGGAGGAGACCCCGACUGUAGAAGAACAGCUUGAUGCAGCAAAGAGGGAGAUUGCCCGUCUGGAGGAAGAAAAUCAAAACCUGAAGUUGGAGCAAUUUCAUCUGCAACGCUUCCAGUGUGAGCCCAAAAUGAUCAUGUUUUACACUGGAUUUAAUGAUUAUGGCACACUAAAAGCUGUUUUCCUAGCUCUACAACCUACAGCUGAGUCUAUGAUUAGAUGGAGUCAAAUGCAAAGGCUAAAUACUACAGAACAAGACUGUGUAAAACCCACAUUCACAGCUCAACACCUAUGCCUAUUUGACCAGUUCUUUCUGUUCCUUUGUCGUGCACGGCAGGGUUUUUUCGCUGCAGAUUUUUAGCUGUGCGGUUUAAUGUAUCGCCAGCAACAGUCAGCAGGGUUUGUAUAACCUGGUGCAAUUACCUGUACUUUAUGCUUGGUACAUUACCAAUAUGGCCAAGUAGAGUGGCUGUAGAUGAACUGAUGCCACCCUCUUUUAAACUGACAUUCCCCAAAGCACGAGUGAUACUAGACUGUACAGAAAUCCACAUCCAAACCGCAAGCUCAAAAGUUCUUAACACAGUCACAUACUCCCAUUAUAAAGGUACCACCACACUAAAGUCACUGAUUGGUAUUACUCCUUUUGGGUCAAUUAGUCUAGUCAGCAACCUGUACACAGGCUCCAUCUCAGAUAAAGAAAUAACCAAAGAGUCUGGUAUUCUGAGCCUACUUGAACCAGGGGAUGAAGUAAUUGCAGAUAAGGGGUUUCUUAUCAAAGACCUCCUCAGUGAGAUUGAUGUAAAACUUGUCAUUCCUACAUUCUUGGGGCCAAGUGGGCAGUAAAGAAGAGUAAAGAAGAAAUUACAUACACACAAGAAAUUGCUCGCUUGAGGGUCCAUGUUGAGAGGGCAAUCAGACGCAUUAAAGAAUACCAUAUAUUUGACGGAGUUAUGCCCCUUUCCCUGUGUGGUUCAGUUAACCAGCUAUGGACUGUUUGUGCUCUACUUACAAAUUUUCAGGGACCUAUUUUUUAAAUGUGUUUUAAUUUAAUUAAUAUUCAAAGUGGAUUAUCGGACGUUAACAUACAUAGUACAACCAUGAACUAUAUUUUACAAAUUCAGUAUUUUAUUGACUGUACUGGACUUGCUGGACAACAAUCCUUACAAACAUUAACAAACGUAACAUUUAUUCAGCUGUGUUUUAAUGAUGUGUAAUUUUCUGUGUUUAUAAAAU
Molecule: messenger RNA, 1828 nt
Organism: Astyanax mexicanus (Mexican tetra)
Lineage: Eukaryota; Metazoa; Chordata; Actinopteri; Characiformes; Acestrorhamphidae
Product: THAP domain-containing protein 2
Exons: 5
Coding region: 33-956 (307 amino acids)
Molecular function (GO): sequence-specific DNA binding
Source: RefSeq, a predicted model, not a curated record